Ambispora gerdemannii is the source of this 2088-nucleotide messenger RNA. The record is from the annotation of a GenBank genome assembly. NCBI's taxonomy places the organism in Eukaryota, Fungi, Glomeromycota, Glomeromycetes, Archaeosporales, Ambisporaceae.
AUGUCUUUACCCAAAGAGCCAACAACAAUUACAUACCGCCUCGAGAAAUUCUCGCGCUGGCCUUCUCCAUAUCGGAGCGUAGACUCAAAUAACACCACUACAAUCAGCAUUAAUCAUAGUAGUAGCAGCAUUAAUGCUAAUAAUGACCAAACCGCACUUCCUUGGUUCCAUUAUUGCCAACCUAACAUUAUGCUAAAGCUAGAAAAUAUGUAUCCUCCUAAUGUGUUAGGAGGUGGCGGGGAGCCGAUUUUCACGGUUUAUGAUGACAGGGGAAGCAUUCUGGAACAAUUUAACGCAUCGUAUAAAUACGCUGCUACCACUAAAGCCAAAAUGGGAUUAAGAAGUCCAAUUAUAGGAAUAAAAUAUUCCGAAACUGAAGUUGAUGGGAUUGGUCGCACCACUGAAAAAAUCAUAAAAAUUCAAAUAAGGUUUCGGAAUGCCGAAGAUUACGAAUUAUGCUCGUCUAUAUUCGGAAGAUACAUUACAAAAAAAGAUGCAUUGACCACGACUGCUGCGACAGCUGGAUCCUCAAUUUCUGCUGCUGGUGCUCAAAAUUCGAAUGAAAUACAAAUGAGUGCUCACGGUAACAAUACUAUUAAUAAUAGUUAUAGUCAGGCUUUUAGUUCAAGUGGUAGCAGUAGUGCAAUCAAUCAAAGUAUUCAACACCAGGAAUUUUUGCAGCAGCAACAGAUGCCUUUUAUGCCAUCACGGGCUCAACCAACUCGGGCUCCUUUAAUAUGUGUCCCGUCAUACGAAUUGGCAAAACAUACCAAUCAUAAUAUAAAUAAUCAAUUCAACAAUUCUCGAGAGAGCAGCAUCAGUGGCAAUCACCAUCAAAAUAUUCAACUAUCACUUUCAAAACAACAAAAUACAGUAUCCUUUGUUAGCAACAAUAAUGACAAUAAUCUUAGCAACAAUAAAACCAACUCGAUUCAGUCAUCGAAUCAAUCCAAUAUUUUGCAGCAACAAUACCAAGAUCGCGGUUCUAACGGCACGCAAUUCGAUCCUGCAUUCAAUCCUCAGCUACAGCCGCAACAAAAUUAUCAACUUUCAUCAUCGCAAUCCUUUCCGCAGCAGCAACAAUCAACACCAUCCAAUAACAAUAAUAAUUUUUAUCAACCACAAAAUCAGAAUACAUAUCCGACGCGACAACAGAGAUCAAUUGCCUCUGAUGUUUCACCAGACGUUAGUAUUGUUAAUAACCAGAACGAUAACAAUAAUAAUCAUCGUCAAGAAUCCUCGGGUAAUAAUUCUAAUACUAUCGAAUCGCAACAGAAAACGGUUGAAGUGGUUUCUCUCUUAUCUCCGUCGCCGGCAGUUGCUAGCAUCAAAAAAGAACAGAGAGAAUUGAGUUUGGUGGAUUUGACAAUAGACGACGAGGUCUCACCCGACGACUUGUUUAAUAAUAAUAAUUACCAAACACAGCAACAGCAGAAAACGCAAGAAUAUCAAAUGAAAUCGAGUAAUGAAAUUCCUCUUGCUCCAAAUUUAAUUUCCACGGAAUCAUCUCCAUCGUGUCCUCCUCCUCCUACUACUCCAAUAUUCGCUCAGGAACUAGAAAAUAAUAAUUACGCAACAGAAAAACGACAAUACCCAAUUUCAUAUCCUGACAAGAAAUUUUCGCCAGAUCGUCAGAAAUUAUUUGCCCAAAAUCCUCGAUCCCCAGAACCACAGCCACAACUAAAAGCAAAACAACCUCAAACAGAUGUAUUUUUUAUAGAUGCAGAAGACGAACAACGAAAUUUUCCAUUUCCAGCCAGUACAUCAGAUAUGAGUAACAUUACGUCUUCAUUUCAUCAUCAGCAUCCAGCAAGACAAUUGAACAUUGCAUCGUCUAGUUCACAUGCCGCUGCUGCGGAUUCAACAAUUGGAUCGCUGCGUAAACAAGACAUAUCCUCGCGAUUUGCGACAAUUCAGGAACGACAACAAAUAAUACCUAAUAAUAAUAAUCCUAUCCCAGAUGACGAUGAUACACUUGAAGAAUGGCUUGUAAACAUAUUAAAAGAUCCUGAAUUCUCGGAUUUGGUUUCAAGGGUUGACAAGUUCUGGAAGGCACGUUUCAUGGUAGAUGAUAUGUUAACAAAAUAA